CGUUGGCAAAUAAAAUAAGAUCAAAGAAAGAAAUAGAAAAAAGGAAAGAGGAAAAUUUGAAUUUGGGUGAUUGGUUGAUAGAAGAAAGAAGAGUUACAAAAAAAAUAUUAAGUAAUGUCGUCCUCGUUGAUGAAGUUUGAGGAGCCUGGUGGUUCAGGAUUAAAAUCAGCAUCGAUAAUAUUAAUGAAAGAAGAGACAGAAUCGACAGGAUUCGACGAAGUUCUUACGAUAUCGUUCUUGUGAAAAUUCCUUCUUUUAUUUCCGUUAAACUCUUCUCCUUUUUCUUGGUUUUGUUUUCUUUUUUUAUCUUUUUUCCUCUUCUCCUUUAUCUCUAUCUAUCUUACUCUGCAUCCUUUCUAUACACUUUAACAAGUACUUCAAAAAGGCUCUUCGAAAGCAGCAACAUCGACAUCGACGAUUGAGAGACGCAACAGGGACGUAAAAAGUUUUCGUCAUCUUGCUCUCUCUCUCUCUCUCUCUCUUUCUCUCUCUUUUUCUCUCUCUCCCUUCCUCUGAGCAGUCCUUUAUAUUCUUUCUUCUUUCUUCGACGUCGUUGAAAGUGGACAGCCGUCAGGAUGUUGCCCGCCAACGUGAUGUCCUUCAUGAAAAAGAUGGUGACGACGCAAUCGGAAUCAGGUACGACCGGUGCUGUUACACCGGAAGAGAGUGGAACAACAUUCAGCAAGUUGCGACAACUGGGUAGCGGAUUAAUGAUGGUAACGGGAAACGUCACGAAGUUGGCCCCAGCUAAAGUAACCCCGGUCGAGGAGAUACAACCAAAAGAAGAUACCAUCGAUACUAUUAUAAAAAAGCCUGAGGCAGGAAGUAAAACGAGCAGCGGUGAAGAAUGUAGAGUUUGCCGGAAAUCCUUUGGACCGGAAGAAGCUUCGAGGACUUGCUGCGAAUGUCAACACAAAGUUUGCGAGGAUUGUGCAUCGUACUCGACGACAACGAAUUCAGACGAUCAGUCAUCUUGGAGAUGCAGCGUUUGUCGUCGAAAGAUUGCCUCGAGGGACCAGCCAAUUGUGACGCAAGAGUCAACAGAUUCUCUUCUCGAAGUACCGAUUCUUGAAGCAUUGCAAAGAAGACAUAGCGAUGCAAGACUCGGUUGUCAAAGUGGCAGUCAACUAGGUGGUAUUGGAAGUGGCUUGGCACCACCAAGGAGCCCAGAAUUACGAAGACACUCUGAUGUAUCGCCUGCCAGCUUGAAGGAACUCGAAAAGUUUCGAAAGGUUGCAGGGGAGCGCCGAGAAGACCUAAAAUGGGAGAGAGAUCUCGAUCGUAAGAGUAAAUCUAGAGGUGGAUCACCGGACCGUCAUCAAGCGGAUAGAGGAAGAGGAACGAGUCCUCAGAGGGUCGUCAAGAGUUCUCAGCCUACAGUAGAAUCGGAAAUGGCGGGUUCAGGUGACUUGGAUGAUGAAGAGGAACGAAGACGACGUGCCCGUCGUAGUAGUAGUGCAGUCCGUCGUAAAUCUUUUGUGACAAGACAAAGAUCUUACGACGACGAGAUCAAACCAGCUGGGACAAUGGCCGGAAGUACGAGUCAGUCUCCACAUCCGGAUACUGGCCUUGGACUUCCGGUACAAUUGCCAAGACGUGCUUCGGCCUACGACGUUUACACGCCACCCGGAAGUGCUGGCUUGAACGCGGCCGCCAUUGCUUCGGCUCAACAAAGGGCCUCCAUUUCGGCUCAAGGUGCUCGCGAACCGGAAGACAGACCAAUUACACGUAGGGCAUCAUUUCGCACGGUGAAACCAAUGUUACCAUACGAGGUUGGUGCUGAUGAAGAGAAAAUCAUUAACAUGGAUCCAACACCGGUUCCCGUGGUCCAACAAACAGUAACACAAUCGCCUGUUUUAAUACCUGACGAGGAAAGACGUUCCAGGCGAAGAGGAUCACAAUUACCAGACAUAAACGCGAUAAGGGCACUAACAUCAGCUCCAGGAUCAGUCAAAGCCGCACAACCAGCUGUCGUCAGCAGAGUCACAACAGAGGAACGUGACUUACCUAGACAAGGUAGUCUCGUUGAUGGGGAGGGCAUUAAGAUCGUUAUUCAUGACGUCGACAGUGAUCUAGUGCCACGAGUGAACACGAAUAGAAGAGUGAAGCUGAGGAGAGACCCGGUCAUGGACAAAGGACACAGAACACGCGGUUUUGGCAUGAGAGUUGUGGGCGGGAAAACAGGAGCCGACGGUCGUACUUUCGCAUAUAUCGUUUGGACCGUUCCCGGUGGUCCAGCUGAAAAAGCUGGACUCCAGCAAGGCGAUAAGGUAUUAGAAUGGUCAGGUGUAUCCUUGAUCGAUAAAAGUUUCGAAGAAGUUGCACAAAUCAUCGAACGUACCGACGAUAUCGCCGAACUCGUCGUCGAACAUGCAACAGACAUUGUAGGUGAUUUACUGGACGAUCCUGGAAUGAUAUCGUCUUCUGGAAAAACAUCCAACAUGGGUCUUUUAAUGGAAACCGAAACGGACAAAACACCGUCCUCACCGACGCGCAGGAAACUGCCAAAAACGCCGGAACAAAUCGCAAAAGAGAGACAAGUGACCGGCCGUGUCCAGAUUCAAGUAUCCUAUGAGAACGAACGUAAAGAGCUGAUCGUCUCAGUAUUCACUGCUGAUGAAUUAUGUGCCAGAGAAGAUACUGGUUACGGAACGUUACCCGAAGCAUAUGCCAAGUUGAUCCUAGUCCCAGCUUGGUACGUUCAACAUACGAUACGCGAUCAAGCCACGUUGAAAACUGUGGUGGCUGAGCCAACCCAAAAUCCAAUAUGGAAUUCAACCUUAUUGUUUCCUGGUGUUGACGGUGAAAGUCUAAUGGAUAGAGCGAUCGAAGUAUCUCUUUGGGAUUAUUGUCCUGAGGGUGAUAACGUUUUUCUCGGUGAAUGUACGGUUGAUUUACAAAAAGCAUUGGAAAAUGAUCGUGCCGUUUGGUAUCGAUUGGAGGAUCCACGAGGUCUUCGUUCUGGUAAAUCGCCAUAUUGUUCGCCACGCGGUUCAUUGUCGAUGGAAGUCGCACAAAGAUUCUUAAGAAAGAACGAACUACGUGAGAGAAGUUACAGCGACGAUACACAGAGCGACAGCGGAAGCCCUGAACUUUGUUUCUUACAUCCCGAUCAUGCUUGGCACGUAAAUUCGAGACGUGGCUCCAGCCAGUCGGAACAACUCGAAGUCGAGCCCUAUGAACUUAAUAGGGAUUACAGUAGAUCUUUGCCUGGAAGUCGUCGAAGUAGUUUCCAAAGUCAAUGUGGAACUGAUAGUAAACGUGGAAGUAUGGGUGAGGCAGAUAUGCCGAUCGUCGUACAUUAUAAUCGCGAACGACGACGUAGCUCUUGCACGAGACAGAUGAGAGAUCCUGAAGAAAUAUUAGAAGGCCUUCGUACUUUGAAAGCCGCUAAGGGUGAAUUAAACAGAACUAUGAGUCUUACCGGAGAUAAAAGACGCGGAAGCCGUGAGUAUAAACGGCGGGGUGAGCGCAAAGAGAGCAUCAUGGAUAUUCCUGAAAGAUUCUUGGAUCGAAGUAGUGAAUCGGAUGAGGACGAUAAAUGGAGUCUGGCAGCUAAAACUGAGAAUGGUCUCGACUUGAAGCUAGGACGAGGUCAAGUUCUACCGAAAGGCUUCAAAAUGAUAAGCGGUCCACAAUACGGCGAAGUGAAAUUAGGUUUUUGUUUGAGCAAAGGUACUCUCGAGGUUGAAGUUAUCUGCGCGAGGGACAUCUGCCCAAAGGAAAAGGAUGAACCCGAUACUUACGUGAAGACGUAUUUACGGGACGGUGAAAGAUGGUUGCAGAAAAGAAAGACAAGAGUUAUUCGACACACACGUAAUCCUCAAUAUCGUCAGACCUUGAAAUACAACAGUUGCGAUGCCCUCGGUAGAAAUCUUUUAAUAAUGUUAUGGGCAAAGAAACAAGGAUUUGAGAGUAAUCAAGGUUUGGGUGGAGCCGAAGUGAACCUUGAACUGUUGCCAUUAACUCGUUUGACCGUAGAUUGGUAUACUCUCUUCCCGAUCCAUACGUUAGGCACACAAACAGCAGACUCGCCAUGAUGGCUAAGGGAAAAAUGGGCUCUCGAAGCUGGCGAACUUGACCUCAGAUUGAGUCUUUUACUCAAAGAUGAGGGCGAGUCCGUCGUUAAGAUCAUCUCUUGAUGGAAAUCUCGGCUAAUUGUAUCUUACAAACGAGAACAUUUUAUUUUUCAUGUUUAUUUUUUGAUUAAUAUUUAUUUUAUUUAAAGGAUCACUGUGAGUUAGCAAUGAAAAUUA
Messenger RNA from Vespula pensylvanica (western yellowjacket), 4256 nucleotides. RefSeq names its product regulating synaptic membrane exocytosis protein 2 (gene Fife). The record is from RefSeq and is a predicted model, not a curated record. The transcript has 22 exons. Gene Ontology annotation, biological process: calcium ion-regulated exocytosis of neurotransmitter; regulation of synaptic plasticity; regulation of membrane potential. The coding region runs from base 576 to 4040 and encodes 1154 amino acids. Gene Ontology annotation, cellular component: cytoskeleton of presynaptic active zone; presynaptic membrane. Gene Ontology annotation, molecular function: transmembrane transporter binding; small GTPase binding. NCBI's taxonomy places the organism in Eukaryota, Metazoa, Arthropoda, Insecta, Hymenoptera, Vespidae.